This is a messenger RNA of Rana temporaria (common frog), 1047 nucleotides long. RefSeq lists its product as uncharacterized. Lineage: Eukaryota; Metazoa; Chordata; Amphibia; Anura; Ranidae. Bases 1 to 1047 code for a protein of 348 amino acids. The record is from RefSeq and is a predicted model, not a curated record. The transcript is spliced from 8 exons.
AUGACGGUGUAUAAUGAAGUGACAUUUGCUGCCACCAACCAAAUCCCCGAGGAAGGUGUUAACCUGGAAAAUAUUGCUAAAGAAGCACUACGAUGGCAGGCAGUCCAACGCUGCCAAAAGGGGGAUUAUGAGGCUUGUCCGCAACUGGCUGUGGCAAAGAUUUCAGCACUGACCAAUAGUGCUGCAGCUGGUGAUUCUGCUGAAGAGGUGGAGGGGGCUGAGGUGGAAGAGGGGUCAGAGCUGGAGUCAGCCUCUCCAGAGGAAUCUAGUGAAUUACUGAGUUUACUAGUCCCUUCCAGUACUCUAGCGUGGGAGCAGCAGACUUUUUCCAUCUCAGAAUCCCAAAAUUUUAAUACUACCGAACCAUCUGAUCUUGAAGAUGAAGGAUCAAUCUCUUCUUGCUCUGAGGACACCAUUCAGAGUAUUCACGAGGAGGAAUCCGACGAGGAAUCAGAUGAGUCUUCAGCUGUUAGUGAAAUUGAUGAAGAAUUAAUUAAUCUAAAAAAAAGAUUGGCUAAUAAAUAUAAACAACCUGGCGCAGAAGAUCCUCCUGCAUUUCCAGUCAAUCCUUUAAAAAGGCAUCGAUCACCAGAAAGAUCUGAAGAGGAACCAGCAGAGAACAGAAUCGGUCAUACUCACUGGUGUAUAUGUGAAAAUUGUAGACCUAUGCCGACACAUGUGGAGUCCGAAUGUUGUGGAAACUUGGAGGACGUGAAGCCUUUAUUAGAAGAAGGACUGACAUGUGUUACACAUAGUGACGAAUUUAUAGAGCGUUGUCUCAAUAAACGAAUCUUAAUGUACCAAAUGUCCGAGCACUCCGAAUCCUCGAAGAGAGAAUAUACAAGGGAUGCAAACAGAUGCCUUCAAAGAGGGGCCUACCGUAUUUAUACACGGAUGAUUCACGGUUUUCUUGGAAAAUGUAGAAGGAUUCCAAUCCCAUCAUGUGUUGUAUGGGCCAUUCGAGAUGCCUAUCCUGAUUUUGAAAACCAAUACACAGGGUUCAAGUGGUCUUCUGACUACAAUGCCUCAGACAUGGCAUUUGAAUAA